Labeo rohita (rohu) is the source of this 2041-nucleotide messenger RNA. RefSeq lists its product as uncharacterized. Bases 465 to 1664 code for a protein of 399 amino acids. Gene Ontology annotation, molecular function: nucleic acid binding. The transcript has 3 exons. The record is from RefSeq and is a predicted model, not a curated record. NCBI's taxonomy places the organism in Eukaryota, Metazoa, Chordata, Actinopteri, Cypriniformes, Cyprinidae.
UUUACAGACGCUAGGACACAUUUCUCAAUACUUUGGUCACUUUUGCAAAACUCUUCACACAGUGAGCACAACAGAAGUCUAUGUGGGCUAAACUGAGGAUCAAUUAUCAUUGUUUUGGCACAAAAUGCAUUCAAUGACUACAUCUCUCAAAUUUCAUGAAUUCUUUUCUCACUCAGACACAACAACUGCCAAAAAUCUUUGUAGGUACAGGACAUUUUGCACGUGCUUACAUACUGUUUUCAAAACUGUUAAACUUGUGUUCAAAACAAUAACAUAAUGCAAAACUGAAUAAGACAGCAAAAUUCAACAGCAAUAUUUUAUUGAAACAUAUUUUAAAUCUUAAAAUGCAGUUUAACCAGCCACAGCUGAUUCUCAUUGUAGAUUAACAUCUACACAGGUGUUACUCUUUCAAUUUCAUUACAAAAGGAGACAACUGCUGAAUAGGUUUGUAUUGUGAUGUAAACAUGGACCCAGCCAGAAAUAGAGAAGUGGCUGAAAGAGGAAGAAGAGUGGCUGGGAGGGGGCGAGGAAUACGUAUGCGUGGUGGAAGAAGAAUAAGAGGAAGAUCAAGAGCUGUAGUCUCAGAUGAGAUCAGAGCUACUGUAAUUGAUCAUGUAGUAAAUCAUGGUCUCUCAAUGAGAGAGGCUGGUCAGAGAGUGCAGCCAAAUCUGCAACGCUCUACAGUGGCAUCUAUUGUUAGAGUUUUCCGGCAAACCAACAGGACUCAACGGUUACCUCACACAGGAGGGAGAGGAAGCAUGUUCACUGAUGUGCAGGAAACUGCCAUUGUUGAUAUGGUCAUCAGAAACAAUGGGAUAAAACUCACUCAGAUUAGACACAGAGUCUUGGCAGACAAUGUUACUUUUGCAAAUAUUCACAGUGUAAGCAUAACAACAAUUUCUAGAGUCCUUAAAAAACAUCAGGUCAGGAUGAAACAGUUGUACACUGUGCCUUUUGAGAGGAACUCUGAACAUGUCAAGCAACUCAGGAACCGAUAUGUCCAGAGAGUCAUGGAGAUUGAAGGCAGGCAAACACACCACAUUUUCAUCUUUGUUGAUGAGGCAGGUUUCAACUUGGCCAAAACACGGCGACGAGGGAGGAAUGUGAUUGGGAAGAGAGCCACAGUGAAUGUCCCGGGCCAGAGGGGUGCCAACAUCACAAUGUGCGCAGCAAUAUCCACUGAUGGACUGCUGUUACACAGACCACUAAUUGGGCCAUACAACACUGAACGGCUCCUUGCGUUCCUGCAUGAUCUCUAUGGAAGGGUUGUGCUAGGUGAGGAAAGGGAUGCGGAGAGAAGGAAUCAGCCAACAUUUAUAAUUGUAUGGGACAAUGUGGCAUUUCACCACUCCCAUGCAGUCACCGAGUGGUUUGCGGCCCAUCCCAGAAUGGAGUCACUUUUCCUCCCACCUUACUCUCCAUUCCUCAACCCUAUAGAGGAAUUCUUUUCCUCAUGGCGGUGGAAGGUUUACGACCAUCAUCCACAUGAUCAAAUGUCCCUCCUGGAUGCAAUGAAUGCUGGAUGCCUGGACAUAUCAGCAGAAGAUUGCCAGGGAUGGAUCAGGCAUGCCAGAAGAUUCUUUCCUAGGUGUAUUGCCCUAGAUGACAUAAGAUGUGAUGUGGAUGAGAACCUGUGGCCAAAUGGAGAAGACCGAGUAGAUUAGCAUUACUAUUGUAUCUGUAUCAGUGCGUGGUGUGUAUACAAAUUCUUGUAUUUUGGAAUUUACUUAGUGCAAAAAAAUAAAUAAAUAAAUAAACAACAUAAAAUAUUGACGAAUUCUGCAUCAUGUCUGAUUCAUUCCAGUAACAUAUAUUGCAGUUAUAAACAAUAUAUAUUGCAAUUAUAAACAGAGAUGUGUCCUUGUUUUACACAAGAAAACACUGUGUCAUGCUACAUGUUGUUAGUGUUUUUUAGGUCAUUGUUUUGUGGGUGACAAAGUGUGUUUGUCAGCUGUCAACCUUUGCUAGUGUUCUGGAAGAAUGAGUUUAUUUGAGACCUGAAUAAAGUGUUUUGGUAGUUGUAGUGCAUUUUGAAUGUGAA